Messenger RNA from Myotis davidii, 2223 nucleotides. RefSeq names its product chromosome unknown open reading frame, human C18orf21 (gene RMP24). NCBI's taxonomy places the organism in Eukaryota, Metazoa, Chordata, Mammalia, Chiroptera, Vespertilionidae. The record is from RefSeq and is a predicted model, not a curated record. The transcript is spliced from 3 exons. Bases 1367 to 1945 code for a protein of 192 amino acids.
GAACGCCCGUGGGUUGCGGGUCAGGCUCGCCUCGUCCGCGCCCCUGCGUCCCGCGUAGCACUCAGAAUGAGCGAGGAGAGAAACCUGAUCCCCCCACUGCCGCGCGCCCCUUCCCGGGUCCAUGGGCCUGGCCUGGCCUGACCUAUUAGCGGGAUUGGACACCUUGACCAGUCUCUCGAAACAGUUUCCUCACUUGACUUCACAGCUCUCCUACCUCUUUAGCCAGUCCGUCUCGAGCUGCUGUAAGGUCCCUCCUGGCUUCCCCAGUCUCUACAAUGUUGGAGCGUCCAGGACUCUGCCCUGGGACCUCUGGUCUAGCUGCACUCACCUCCUGGGUGACAGUUUGUCAUCCAGUCUCAUGGCAUUUAAAUGCUGUAUCCUGAUCACUUACAAAUUUAUACCCCCAACCCGGACCUCUCCCCCAGGCUCUAGACACAGCCUGAUGCCUUCUUGCAACUUUGGAAUGUCUCUGAAGGCAAAACCCAAGCUUUAUCCCCCAACACAGGUCUUCCCAUUGCAGCAAAUAACUCCUCUUUGUAAUCAGUCAUUCUUGACUCUCUUUCCGAACCAACAUGCCCUUGUUUUGCAAUAUAUCCGUCCUCUAGCCGCCUCUCACCACAGCUAUCUAAGGCCGGGCCCAGCCACUGUACUUCUCCCGGAAAGCUCCUUACCUUUCAUGGGUGCCAUCUCCAAAUGUAGAUAGAAUGUAUAGUCAUCUAUGACAUACUUUGACAAGUCUUCUCUUUAUAGUGUGGUUGGCUGGUCCAUGCAGCUUAAUUAUUUCCAGGGCAUUUACAUCAUAUUCUGUUACAGUUCUUACCAGUCUUACCUUUAUUUGUUUAGGGCUCCCAGACGUGAGUUCUUUAAAGAGAGCAACUCUUUCACUCCCAUAUUUGUGUCUCCACAUCCUAGCCUGGUCAGGGAAUGCUUUCUUGAUUGCAUAAAGGGUCUGGGCAAGUCUGUUGUCUGUUACUUUAUACUGAAAGAGCUACCUGCAGACAAAGCCCAACCCACAAGCCACAAAAUUAUUUUAAAAAGAAACAAAGCCAUAGUAAACUUAUAUUUUGUGAUCAAUGUGUUUGAAAAAUAGGUGAGACAUGCAGCCUUUUAUACUCAGUACAAGUAAGGAGCAAGAGAAUGGGGAAUUACCUGUCUGUUGCUAAAAGGAAUGAAUGGAUACAGUGAUAGUGUUUUGCAAAAUAAAUCAUCGCCAGUUUGUCUUUUAAUAAAUUCUCAUAGUUUGAGUUUGCUUAAGGAUAAUGUAUAUCUGCCUAUAUUAAAUAAUAAUAUACCUUACCUUUUUACAUUUAAAAAAUUGGCAGUUUGAAGUAAAAAAAAAAAAAAAAGUAUUCUAAUUUAUUGAAUCAUGAGUUUCAUUUGUAUAAUUUUAGAUGCUAAAAGCACUUUUGAAGAAACAUGCCCAUACUGUUUCCAGUUGCUGAUUCUGGAUAAUUCUCGAGUACGCCUCAAACCCAAGUCCAAACUGACACCAAGAAUACAGAAACUUCUUAAUCGAGAAGCAAGAAAUUGUACACUCAGUUUUAAAGAAGCAAAAAUUGUGAAAAAGUACAAAGACUCCAAAAGUGUACUGUUGAUUACUUGUAAAACAUGCAACAAAACAGUGAAACAUCUUGGAAAGAGCAGAAGCUUUCUGUCAGCACUGAGGAGCAAUCCUGCCACUCCUGCGAGGAAACUCGGCCUGAAGACCCCAGAGAGAAAGUCUCUAGGUUCUGCAAACCUAAAUCACAGGGUGUCUGGUUCCAAAGGCAAGAGCCCAGCGUUGACUUUCAGAACACCUACAUCUGGACACUCAACACCCACUUGCUCCUCAAAAAAUGUGAACAAAACAAAGAAACACUUCUCUCAACUAAAAAUGUUACUUAGCCAGAGUGAAUCCAAAAAGAAUUCAAAGGUGGACUUCAGAAAUUUCUUAUCUUCUUUGUAAAGGAUGGACUUAUGGAAAUAAGAAAUGUUUAAUGCAAUUUCUGAAACUAAAGUUACCAGAAAAACAGCUUUUUAAAAACUAGGGUCUAAAAGCAAACUUUUCUUGGCAGUAUUUUAUAUUUAUGGAGAAAAUACGUCAUUAGAAUGAAUAACUAAAACCUGCCUAUCUCCCAGGGUGAUUCUGAGAAUCAAAAACAUAUGGAAGAUCCUUGUAGGUAAUUAAAAAAAUAUAUAUGUUUAUUGAUUUUAGAGAGGAAGGGAGAGGGAGAGAAACAUCAA